AUGGUUCAGAGGGACCAUUGCAGAGAGCUACUUGUCUUUUGGUGCUUUGGAGUUUACAAGAUCACAGCUAUGAUUGCUAAGUAUUGUUGGAUGAGUUUGGACAAUUGUUUAUGGUGCAUCUUUUAUAGGCAAUGGGCGAUUUCUCUGGAGAAUGUCAGCCAAGUCUUUUAUGCGUGGAUUGUAUCAGCAACAAACAACAGCAUCCAUAUCGUUGGUUCCAUAUCAAGCUUUAUCCCAUCAUCUGGUUCUUCUCGUUAUCGGCAAUUCGGUGGGCAUCCUGAAAUGAAGGUCUCUUAUCGAUUGAUCACAUCAGCAACAAGGAACAAUUUGUAUAUCUUUGAUAUCAGCAAGCUUUCUAUCUCUUGGUGGUUCUGGUUAUUGGCGAUUCCUUUGAUGGAUCUCUACAACUAUACGUGUCUUAUGGAUGGAUCAUGUCAUCAACAAGCGAUGAGAGUCCACGUUGACAUCUUUGGUGUUACCAAGGUCAUUUAUGCAUCUCCUCAAGGCAUUCAUCGUCAAGCUGCAUUCGAUUUCCAAUGA
Molecule: messenger RNA, 540 nt
Organism: Lichtheimia ornata
Lineage: Eukaryota; Fungi; Mucoromycota; Mucoromycetes; Mucorales; Lichtheimiaceae
Exons: 3
Coding region: 1-540 (179 amino acids)
Source: RefSeq, a predicted model, not a curated record